Molecule: messenger RNA, 192 nt
Organism: Psilocybe cubensis
Lineage: Eukaryota; Fungi; Basidiomycota; Agaricomycetes; Agaricales; Agrocybaceae
Exons: 4
Coding region: 1-192 (63 amino acids)
Cellular component (GO): cytoplasm
Source: RefSeq, a predicted model, not a curated record
AUGCUCGGAAAGAUUGUCUGCUCGCUGGUCAUUUCUGACUCCCCCGCAGUUCAUCUUGGUAUAGAUGCUUUGCUCAUCAGCGCAUUCCUCGCCGGAGUGAAGCGCACAACUGGUUUAACGCCUGCUCUCUCACAGGUGCCCAACAAGGACGUUCGUGCCUGGCUUAAUUCUUAUUUGGAAUUCGGUGGGUAG